Messenger RNA from Chinchilla lanigera (long-tailed chinchilla), 522 nucleotides. RefSeq names its product translation initiation factor IF-2-like. The record is from RefSeq and is a predicted model, not a curated record. Lineage: Eukaryota; Metazoa; Chordata; Mammalia; Rodentia; Chinchillidae.
UUCGCCUGGUAACCGGGAGGCGUGGCUGCGGCGGGGCUAGGAGCGGAGAAGCCCCGUCCUCCACGCCUUGGGCUCCCCUAGAUGCUGGAGACCGCCAGGCUGACGGACACAGCCCGCAGCUGGAGGCCCGCCGCUGAGGUCCAGACCAUGCUUCCCUUCGUCUCCCUGCCGAGCACGGAGGGCGCGGGCGGCCGCGCAGCGGCAGCCCCGCCAGCGGGCCCGGGGCGCGCGGCCGCCCGCGGAAGAGCAAAGGGCCGAGCUGAGCGCGCGUGCCCGGACUGCGCGCCCUAGGAAGGGAAGAAAGGAUCGCUGGUGUCCCUGGUGGUUGUUCCUCCCUCGCUCGUCUGAGCGGAGGAAGAGCCUUGAUUGAUUCCGCUCUCUCCUCCCCACCUUUCCCUAAGAACCCUCCAGCUUGCGCUUCCUUUUUUGUACCAAAGCCUCCCCCUGCCCCGCAAAGCCCAGGCCUCAGCCGCAAUCCUCAGCCGGUAAAGAAAGGUAAAUAAAUGAAUGCAGUCAAGUGUA